AUUUGGUUCCUGAACUGUUGCAGCGCUCAGUUCAGCCGCCACACACACUCACCUAAUUCCUUCCCCCUCUUUCACUCACACACACUCACACACACUCACACACACGGCUCCAAUCACACUGGUAGUGGAAGACCCUGGACAACAGCCCUGGACCCGGGACUCCGAGCUGCCGGCUCUGACUGACUGAGAGGCGUUUAAGGAAGGAGAAGAGAAGUAGGGGAGGGAGAAAAAAAAAAAAGGUGAUACAAAGGGAAGGAAACGAGAACAGAGAGUGGGGAGGAUAAGAGGAGCGCACCGCUUUGCGUUCGGUGAAUCCUCCAGAUCGAGAACGCAGCUGACGAUGGAGAACACAUGAGGAGGGAGAAGUGUAAAGGGAAGACUGGGGGGGAAAUGCUCCAAAGUAAAGUUUGUGGAUAUUUUUAGAAGGAUUUUUAUUUUUAAUAUUUUUUUCAUUUUUUACGCCUGAACUUUGGGAAGGAAUUGGAGAAGGUCGACCGUGUGCAGACUGCAAACGGAGAAAAGUGACUUUCAUUCGUCGGCCUUUGACGCCCUUCCAUCUACCUCCAAACCUUCUGCACAGGUGGGACGUCUCUCUGAGAAGCAUGGCGGCCGACAGCGCUUCGUCCUGCCACCUCGUCCUCCUCUUCCUCCUCUCCUCCCUGGCCACCCAGCCCGCCCUCACCCAGGACCCGUCCGUCACCGCAGUGACUGUAACGGAGGGCGACCCGUUCAUAGCCCCCACCACGCUAGCCAACCAGACGGGCCCCGGCUAUUCGGAGACCACCCAGGACACUCCUCUAGAGACUGGGCUUUCCACUCCCACCAGCGGCGGAGACGCGGACGACGAGGACGUGCCCCCCGUCGGCGGGACGCGCUGCCAGGGUUACUACGACGUCAUGGGCCAGUGGGACCCGCCGUUCAACUGCAACGCCGGCGUCUUUCUGUACUGCUGCGGCACCUGCUUCUACCGCUUCUGCUGCCAGUUCCGGCAACAGCGGCUGGACCAGAGAAUCUGCUCCAACUACGACACGCCGAUCUGGGCCAACACGGGCAAGCCGGUGGCCACCAUCACCGAGGGCCAGGAGGACCCGGAGCGGGACCGCACGCACCUCAUCGUCUACAUCAUCUGCGGCGUGGUGGCCAUCAUGGUGCUGGUGGGCAUCUUCACCAAACUGGGCUUGGAAAAGAGCCGCGGAGGGAACAGCGGAGGGACCGGGAUGGCUCAGGCGGACCUCAACUCCAGGACGCUGACAGACCUACUGAAGCAGCAGGGAACCGAGGUGAACUCGGUGGAAAAUGCCACGGCGAGUCCGCCCAGCGGAGGGCGAGCCAACGGCGUCUCAGCCAGGAUACAGCGCAGCAGGAGUGAACAGUACCACCUGAAUAACUCGGCUUACGGACCGCUCGGACGAGGGCUCCCACACCCGCACAGCAACCACAGCGCAGUGGGUCUGAACAAGUACACCUCCCUCAAAGCUGUGGCCGACAGCGCAUCUCGUAGCUACUACAAGAGCUUCCCCCUCAUGGACUUCUCCCAGUACCAGCCUGUCGCUCCGCCCGCCUUCCAGCCCAUGCCCGUGCAGCCCAAAGAGAAGUCAUACAUCCACCAGCCCCUGCCAGCGCACCACGACAUUCACGCGCCCCUCUCCAUCUCCAUCCCCUCCAGCCACCUCGAGCACUCGCGCCUCCCCAAGACGAGCACGCACCCGUUCCUUUCCAGCUCGGCCUUCACGGCCUGGGAGCCAACUGGGCGCCACGUCCACAGGCAGGUCUCGGCCCCGGGGCACACGUCCACCUCCAGGCACAGCUCCACCCGGAGACACGGCUACUCCACCCGGAGGCAGCAGAGCAUAGAGAACAUGCCCGAUAUCUUUAGUCAGCCCUAUGGAGGGAUGUAUGGAGGAGGUGUGAGGGAAGCGGGGCAGGGGCAGUAUGUCCAGGGGCAGCAUUCAUCUCAGCCUCCCUAUUACCAUCACACCAGGCAGAAGAGCUAUUCCACACACAGCACGACUGAGGUGACCGUCUGAGCGCCAACGACUCGGAGAGCAGCCCACAACCAGUAGUAAACACAAAAAUAAAACGCUUUGUGGUAGCUAAAUACCAGAGUUUGGGACAAUUAGCCCAACAUGUGAGGUAUUAAGUGAGGUGAGUCACUCAGACAGACAUGAUGAAAAAGGGGUGUUUUCAUAAGUGGGAUUCAGACGCAGAAGCAUCGCUCUUAAAGGCAACGGACACAGCAAGUAAAGAGUUUAUUCCUGAACUCCGUCACAUUUCCUUACAUAUAGACUGUACCUAAAGGAAAUCUAAAACCAUUCUCAGGCUCUUAUAGGUUGCACAGUCUUCACAGAUCCUCAACUACUGCAGUUCUGACAAUGUGGUUGUAGGGACACGAAUAGGGGAACAGGAAACAAUCCUCAAGCGGAGACUUUUAUUUCGCAUGUGAUCAUUUUCACAUCUUGUUUUUUUAAGCAGGAAUAAAUCGUUUGUCGGCGUCACGGUCAGGUUGGGUCGUUAAAACAUUCCACCAUGAAAACUGAAGCCAGCUGGCCACACGUGCUGCUAGCACGCAGCUAGUUUGAUUUUAAUGUAGUAUGUAGCUUUAUUUUCAGAUCCACACUAAAACUCAGGAAUUUGUUUUCGUAUUUGUUGCAAACCGUUUCCGUCUAUACUUUUGCACCCUCACCCUUAAAAGCAUAGAUAAACAUUUUUUGGAAAUAUAAUCGUUGACUUUGGACUUAGAUGAGGAGGUCGAUAUCACUUUCUUAUCUAAAUAUGAAGCGACCAAUGGGCAAGUAGCUCGGCUUGGUAAAAGCGACAGUAGCGCACAGGGGUCUUGUCUUACCGACAUGUCAUUUUAUUUGACACUUUAAUUUUUUAUGUGGAUUCCGCAAGCAAGAUAAUAUGUUGAUGAUGAGCUUUAAAUGUCCCGGUAGAAGGAUUUUAUUGGUUUUGGACUAAGCAAGGCCAGGCUAACCGUUUCCCCCCUGACCUUUGCGCUAGCUAAAUUGUCCAACGCCUGGAGGAAGCUUCAUAUUUUGCGUACAGACGUGAGAGUGGUAUCAAUCUUCUCAUCUAAGGGUCGUGACACACCAAUUUGCUGGUGUCAGGCAAUUGGUGAGCAUGUGUUUUAUUGGUUAGCAAAGGACAGACAUCAGUUAGUGGUUCCUUAGGCGAUUCAGCGUGUUGUAUUGGCCGAAUGAACACUUUUGGUUGGUAGUUUAGCUUGGUGAACAUGUGCAUGAGAAGAGCAAAGUGACUAUAGUGAGCAACCAGGCAGUUUGCAAGCUAAUAGUAGCUCAUCCAGUACCCCCCCUUUUUUAAUGACAGAUACUAACUUCUGCCACCUGCAGGCAUUAUACGUGGCAGCUGGCUGAGGGCUUUUAAAGUGUUUAAGUGUAACUAUUUGGUCCAGACACAGACAACGUCAAAGUCUGCCUUCGUUCCUGGUAGGUCUUCGAUGUCAGUUUGGUGUGUCUGUACCUCCCUGUACUAUUAUAUCACUACCCCGUGUAACAAGGACAGGUGCCUCAGCAAGAUGAUUAGGGGAGAAAUGAAAACUAUAAAAAGUGAACAUAAUAUAUCCCUGUGCUUAAUAAAUGAAAUCGCUGUAGUUGCAUUAGAGGGUUUUGCAGUGGUAGUUGAGAAGUUAAGGAGUGGAUGUACCCCAGUGGAUGGACUCUUAAGUCUGAUUUGGAUCAGUAAAAGGCCAAAUAUAUUUUAGAAAACUGAUCUGUCUGCUAUUUUAAAAAUGAACUAUAUAUAAGCGUUUCAGGUGGUAGUUCAGUUGAAUCCAUGUAUAAUGAUAUCUUAAUUUGAGCCAAUCAUGUUUUUUUUGUUGUUUUUUUUAUGAUACACUGGACGUUUCCAUCUGUGGUCUAUAAAUCCCAUAUCUUCUAGUUACAGAUCGCAAACCAUGCACUAAUCAUGUCGAGGCAACAGUUCAGUUAGUCUCCAGCCUCUUCUUGUAAAAACACCUCCACUAUUUUGCAUCUCUCAGUCUACCUCCAUGCGCGGCCGCUCUCUCCUCGUUCCUUUUCUCUCCCCCCAUUCGGCCUCUUAUAGCAACUCUCCCACAAUGUAGCGCUUUGCAUUCUUUACCACAAGGCCAAGCACACGGGCUGCGUCCCCGAGGUCACAUUAACUCUGACGGUGAGGACAAUGCCACCAUCAUGUCAGCUCCCAUCAGCCUCCAUCCCAACCACAGAGAGGAGAAGGAAAGGAGGGAAGAGAGGGACGGCGUAAGAGCCAGAGGCUGGGGCUCUUUAGAAAAAAAAAAAAAGAGAGAGAGAGAGAGAGAAAGGAAGGAGAGAGAAGAAAAAAAAAUUGAAAAACAAACAUACACUGCUGCGUGGUUCCCUUCCUCGGGCUAAGGAAAGGGAAAGAGUCAGUAUGGAUCUGGGUCUCUCACUAUUGAACUGUCUGGGUCAUAACACAGGACGUGUGGUGCCUCUAUGUGAUUUCUAACCCAUAGCCUCCAUUCCAGGGGAAUUUGCUGAGGCAUUUCCGGGCCUGGAGCGUUAACAUUUCUAAUUUCGUCUCUGGAGCCCGGACAGCACAAGACACUGUGCAGAGUUGUUGUUUUGAACGUGCAAUACUUGACGCUUCCACUGGACUUGUUGGUGAAGGUUUAAGGUUGGACCCUCCCCACCCUGCCCCCCCCAGGAACUGCACUAUGAUGUGAACUGUUAACGGUGGUUGCACAUGUGUCCAGAAAUGCUUCCAUAAGGUUCAUUAAGAAUAUUUGCAGUGGAAAAGCUGAGAGAGAAACGUUUUUUGGUUGUUGUUGUUUUUUUUUUUUUGUAUUUUGUUACUUUUUUGUGGCAGUUGAAUUGACAGUCAAACAGAAGCUGAAUUACACAGAUUUUAGGUUUGUUUAGCCAAACGAUCAGUGCAGAUGAAACUGUGUCAAGAAGACAUUUUGAUGGGAAAAAACACAGUUGCUACAUAAGGACAAAUCAAACAUCAAAUCCAUCUCACACACUCAUAGAAAUUUAAACUUCUAAAUCCUCCUCAGAGACAUCCCGUUAUGCUGGAAGUAUUAGGCCUGAGAUAUAAAACACCAUCUCUAAUGUCCUGUAAGGCCACAAAUUACAACAACGCAAGCUUAAUAUCUUCCUAAAUAAUAUACACCGAUGAGCCACAAUAUUAAAACCACUGUCAGGAGAAAUGAAUAAUGUUCUUGACCAUGUUCUGCUGGGAAACUUUUGGACAAUGUCAAUAUUACUAAGACAUGACGACUCACCUAGACCAGACCAGACGCCCCCACCUCAUAACAAUCACACUCCUUGAUGGCAGCGGUCCCCCCUUGAUGCAGCCUGACUCAAUAUGUCAUUAUUAACACAUUUGCUCAAGGGAUUUUGAAUUAGUUGAAUAUUAAAAGGGAAAUCCCGGAAAAUCUGUUUCAAAAGAGACAGAAUAUGUAAUAAAAUGUUUUCUCUCCUCUGUCAAAAUCUAUAACUUUACACUAUCUCUGAGCUCAGAGCAAGUCCGUUUAGGUUUGAACCAAACGUAACUAAUGCAGCAAAAACAAAUUCAGCGUUGGUUUACACUAAGCAGAGGUGAAGGUGAGAUCACACCCAAAGAUCCACCAUCCACUGAGAUAAACUCAUCACACAGAUACUUCACAGUGACAUUCGGCCCUCACGGACCACACAGAACCAGCCCUCAGACUAGGACACUAAUUCGUGGCAUGUGUAUUUGUACGUUACAACCAGUCAUGGUAGACGGCAUAGAUUGAUAGAUGCUGUUUAGGGCACCGUGAGAAGAGAGAGGAACCAAAAUUUUCGCUGAGCACAUCUCUUCUGCUUUUCGUGUUUUCUCAUAUUUGACGCCCAACCGCGCCGUGUCUGUCAUUGCUGAUUCUCGGUUCUGACGCAGCAAAGCAUCCUGGGACGGCAUCUGUUCCUCCUAAUGCGCGAUGACGGGAUUUAAAAAAACGCUGAGACCUGUCGGUUCAGGAACACAUUUUGAUUUCAUUUACUUUGUGUAAGGAGUAGCCGUUUAGUUGUUUGCGGUGACGUCUUUCUCGGCAUGAAAUAAUUUUUUCUCCCCCUGAUCUUUGUAAAACAAACCACUUGUCUCUUCUGUUUCUGAUUAACACCUUGUGUACAUUAUUGUUCAAUUUUGUCAAGAGCCUUUUUAUGAAGUGUGAACACCGUUUGAUAAUCAUCCCACUUUGUUCAUAAAUAUUGUACAAAUAUGUUUAUUUAAUGGUAUUCCCUAUAUAUUUUAUUUAAAUAAGGGCUGUAUUAACUAAUUCAUUUGAAUUCUAAGAGUAUUUAUUAUAACUGUCUGAGUCUAACAGAAUAUAUUAUGUCAUGUCAAUGAAGAUGGUGCAUAGAGAGAAUUAUAUAAGAACUACAUUUCCUGAUGUGCAAUAGUGAAGGCUGAAGUACUGUAUGUCUGCCGUGGCAAAACACAGUGACACAAAUUAACCGUAGUGUGCGACAAAGAGCUGUGAAGCAGACGUCUUUCCGUCGGGCACCUACACAAUAGUGACAUUUCUUAAGUGUUAACAGGCGCUGUGCAAAAGUGAGAAAAGUUUAAAGCUGUACAGGAGGUAGAGAUAUACUCAGUGCAGUGUUAAGAUACUGAGCUGUCCUCGUUUACGCAACCUUCACGCAGAAAAACAGGAGUUCAGCCGAGAGAACAGGAAGGUGUUAAAUGUAUAAAUAUAUAGAAUGUGAGCUGAAGCGUGUCAGUGUCCAAUGCAGUAUGUAGCAAAAACGUGUAUAUACUGUACGUACCUGUUCUUCUUACUGCAACAGAACGACUCAUUUAUAUCCAAACUGUUCUUUACUGAAGGUGUUUAGUAACUGAUGCCACUUUUGAAGGUGCAAUAUUAAAAAAAAAUGGUAAACUAA
Molecule: messenger RNA, 6863 nt
Organism: Mugil cephalus (flathead mullet)
Lineage: Eukaryota; Metazoa; Chordata; Actinopteri; Mugiliformes; Mugilidae
Gene: shisa8b
Product: shisa family member 8b
Exons: 5
Coding region: 603-2027 (474 amino acids)
Biological process (GO): regulation of short-term neuronal synaptic plasticity; regulation of AMPA receptor activity
Cellular component (GO): postsynaptic membrane; AMPA glutamate receptor complex; postsynaptic density
Source: RefSeq, a predicted model, not a curated record